AUGAACGAAACGUUAAAGAAAUGGAACGAAAAGGAAAUUACAUUGGAUGAUGUUCCCAGCAAGAUAUCCAAUGGUUCCAAGAUCUACAUUGGAUCUUGCGGUUCGACAACUGAGGCAAGCUUGCAGGCCAUGGUUGACGAUUUGUCGCUUGCCAACAUACAAAUCUUGCAGAUGAUCCCAGGAGGAAACUUGCCACAUCUUACUCAAUCACUGGACCGGUUUCGGACAUCUAGUUUCUUUUCUUAUAAUACAACCAACUUUUUCUCCACGACAGAGCGCCACAAUCCCGAAGGACUCACCGACUACACACCGGUUGGUGUCAACCAAAUCACACGGCUGCUUCAGGAAAACUGUGUUCAAGUGGAUGUUUCUAUCAUCAAAGUGACACCACCGCACAAAGGAUUUGUCUCACUUGGAAUGGGUGUGGAAGCGACAAUGGACUUUAUCCGACAUAGUGGGAUUGUCAUUGCGGAGGUGAAUGAAAAUAUGCCAUGGACGGAAGGACGUAGCAAGAUUCCGAUAGACGAAAUCGAUUGGUGGAUUCCAGUGCACAAACCCAUACUAACAACAAAUCAGCUGUGGCCAGAAUUGAUAUCGGGACCGUCUUAUCCAGAUGAAAUCAUGGACAGGAUUGGGUCUCAUGUCGUCAAGGAAAUCCCAGACAGAGCGACCAUUCGACUAGGUGUCUCACCCAUGCUUUAUUCAAUUAUCAAGUUCUUGCGUCAACGAAGUGAUCUGGGAUUACACACGGACCUUUUGAACCAAGAACUGUACAAUUUGCACAUAGAAGGUGUGAUUACCAACAAGUAUAAAACAAUUGACAAAGGGCGCAGUGUGGUUGGUCAAGCACAUGGCGACGCCGAACUCUAUGAUUUCUGUGAUAGGAACCCAAUCAUUGAAUUCCACCCAUCGAGUUACACUUGUGAUCCCCAAACCCUUGCCAAGAUCGACAAUCUUGUCUCAAUUAUUGCAGCAUUAAAGGUGGAUGUGACUGGUCAAGUUGCAACAGACUCGAUUGCUCACAAAUUUUAUGGAGGAGUCUGGACGGAUGAAGAUUCGAUUCGUGGUGCCAAGUUUUCCAAAGGUGGGAAACCGAUUGUAAUCUUGCCAUCCAUGAGCAUUUCGGGGCGCUCGAAUAUCGUCUUUGAGCUGCCUCCAGGGACAGGAGUCUCUAUCACUCGGAGUGAUGUGGAAUAUGUCAUUACAGAAUUCGGAACAGCCUACCUCUAUGGCAAAUCCAUUCGAGAAAGGUGUCUAGCACUCAUCAAUAUUGCUCACCCAGAUUUCCGUCAAGAGUUAAUGAGCCAAGCCAAGGAGAAUCGAUAUGUUUCCAGGUCACAGCCAGGACGCUCUUUGAGUUCCGGCUAUCCUGCUGAAUUGGAGACUCACCACAAAACAAAAACAGGCAAGGACGUUUUUGCACGUGCUGUCAAGACUACCGACGAAGACAAUCUGAGAAACUUCUUUCACCGCCUGAGUGACCAUUCAGUGUACCUUCGCUACUUCAGAAAGCUGAAAUCAAUGCCACAGCGAAUCCUUCAAAAGACGGCAGACGUGGAUUAUUCCAAGGACAUGGCGAUUGUUGUACAGGAUUGUGUGGACGAAUAUCACCAUGAGAUUGUUGCAAUCGGCCAGUGGGUAAGUGAUCCUCGAGGUGGCCUAUCGGAACUUGCCUUUCAAGUGCGAGAUGACUGGCAGGGUGAAGGAUUAGGUUCCUUUCUGUUCAAACGGCUCAUUGACAUCGCCAAAGAAAACGAGAUUCAACACCUCAAGGCGGAUGUUUUGAAUGACAACAAAGGGAUGAACAUUAUCAUUGAACACAGCGGUGUGAAAUAUCGAAAGCGGUCUGAUUUUGGUGUCGUCACGUAUCUAUUUGAUUUGGCUCCGCCAGAACCAAAGAAAGAGUAG
Cylindrotheca closterium is the source of this 1908-nucleotide messenger RNA. Lineage: Eukaryota; Bacillariophyta; Bacillariophyceae; Bacillariales; Bacillariaceae. The record is from the annotation of a GenBank genome assembly.